AUGUCAUGCAGCAAAAAUGACAAGGCUUCAUCCAGCAACAUCUCCAAGCCUAAGCAACCUUUAAGUAGGAGCCUUCCAGAUCCAGGCCUCUCACCAAUUGUUCCCACUGCUCAACUCCAAGAAGAACACUCAAAUUUACAGAUAAGACUUCAAGAAGCUAUACAGAGGAACAUUAUGAACCAACUCCCAUCUUUAAUAGCAAAUUGUCUAGCAGAAAAUACCAGCUCUGCGAAUUUUUCUUCUGAAUACAUACCCCUGAGUCCAGGCCUUAAGGAAUGUAUGGAAUCUCAAAUGACAUCUCUAAAAGAAAUAAAAAAUGAUAUAGCUACUAUCAAAGAUUUUCAGAAUUUCCAAUCUGAAAAAAUAAGAGAUCUGGAAGAUUUAGUAUACGAUCUUGAGGAAGAAUUGUUUUUCGUAUCCGAUAAAUUGGAGGACCAAGAACGUCGUUCCAGAUUGGAUAAUUUGGAAUUCCAUGGUAUCGCCCCCCAAGAGAACGAGGACACUGACAAUCUGAUAUUGGAACUGGGAAAAACGAUCAAUGUCGAUAUAAAACAUUCCGACAUAUCUGUAACCCACCGCAGUCCAACGCAUAACUCCAACAUACAUAAACCUAUCAUCGCUAAAUUUACAAACCGGAAAAUCAGAGCAAGAAUCCUCAAAAAUCGCCAUCUUUUGAAAACCGCUGCAAAUUCAAGAAUAAGAAAUAUUUCCAGAGUUUUCAUCGUUGAGAACCUGACAGAUAAAAACAAGAACUUGUUUUAUCAAGCAAAAGUUAUGAAAAGACGAUGUGGCUAUGCCUUUUUAUGGACAUCAAAUGGAAAGGUAUUAAUAAAGAAAAACAAAGACACAAACACUUUACCUAUAACAGAUGAGGAUGACUUGGACAAAAUAAGAUAA
This is a messenger RNA of Styela clava, 897 nucleotides long. NCBI's taxonomy places the organism in Eukaryota, Metazoa, Chordata, Ascidiacea, Stolidobranchia, Styelidae. The record is from RefSeq and is a predicted model, not a curated record.